Molecule: messenger RNA, 2226 nt
Organism: Histoplasma capsulatum G186AR
Lineage: Eukaryota; Fungi; Ascomycota; Eurotiomycetes; Onygenales; Ajellomycetaceae
Exons: 4
Coding region: 1-2226 (741 amino acids)
Biological process (GO): magnesium ion homeostasis
Cellular component (GO): intracellular membrane-bounded organelle
Source: RefSeq, a predicted model, not a curated record
AUGUAUCCGAACCAGCAUGUGGCCGGACGAUCAUUAGCGCUGGCGGUCGGCAAACUGCUGUUUCUCGCAAUCGCCCAUUUCCCUACCACCUACGCCUUCCCCAUCCUUGGCUCCCUCCAGCUCCGCGACCAGGGGCAUGGCAACUCUUCCGACGAUCCCGGCCUGUGGCUAAAUCUCUCGGUGGCCGCGGCUCUGGUGAUUAGCGGUGGUGCUUUCGCCGGGUUGACAAUUGCGCUUAUGGGCCAGGAUGAAGUCUACCUCCAGGUCAUAAAAACUUCCGGCGAAGGCGCGGAGAAGAAACACGCCGAAAAAGUAUUGAAUCUUUUGAAGCGUGGUAAACACUGGGUUUUGGUUACGUUGUUGCUUAGUAAUGUUAUCACAAACGAGACGCUCCCAAUUAUCCUCGAUCGCUCUUUAGGAGGCGGCUGGCCCGCGGUAUUGGGAAGUACAGCGCUCAUCGUACUAAUAUUCGGUGUAGUCAUAUUUGGCGAGGUUGUUCCCCAGUCGAUCUGUGUCCGUUAUGGCUUACCCAUUGGAGCGUGGAUGGCCCCUUGCGUCCUUGUCCUGAUGUAUAUCAUGUCGCCGGUUGCGUGGCCUAUCGCGAAGUUGCUCGACAGAAUCCUGGGCGAAGAUCACGGAACUAUAUACAAGAAAGCCGGUUUGAAGACGCUAGUGACCUUGCACAAGAAUCUGGGGCAGGCUGGAGAACAGCUUAAUUCUGAUGAGGUUACUAUUAUUACUGCCGUUCUUGACCUCAAAGAGAAGUCAGUGGGCAGCAUUAUGAUUCCAAUGGAGGACGUUUUCACUAUGUCUGCCGACACGGUUUUGGAUGAGAAGAUGAUGGAUUUAAUCCUAUCCCAGGGGUAUUCUCGAAUUCCGAUACAUUCUCCGGAUGAGCCGCAUAAUUUUGUUGGCAUGCUAUUGGUGAAAAUGCUUAUCACCUAUGAUCCAGAAGACUGCAAACUGGUGAGGGAUUUUGCACUUGCAACUCUCCCUGAAACCCGCGCAGAAACUAGCUGUCUUGACAUUGUCAACUUUUUCCAGGAGGGGAAGUCUCACAUGGUUUUGGUUUCAGAAUACCCGGGUGAAGAUCACGGGGCAUUAGGGGUGGUUACCCUCGAGGAUGUCAUCGAGGAGCUGAUUGGAGAGGAAAUCAUCGAUGAGUCCGAUGUCUUUAUUGAUGUACAUAAGGCUAUACGUCGUAUGGCACCUGCACCCAAAUCUCGCGUUCCAAAAGGCCAGAUUGUUUCAGAGCCCCUGCCAACACAUGGGAGUCUUAUCGAUGUGUCCGAUAACAAUAUGACAAACCUAGAGCCUACGCGCAGCGAGACCCUCGCUCGCAGCCAUUCUGUAGCAGAUUACGGGUCUCCUCCUCAGACCACAUUCUAUUUCCGAAAACACAAUACCUUUGACAGCACAGACUCUGUAGAUUCUCCGAUAACCAUGCGUGGCCCAACUCCCGAAAUCCGCGAACAUUUGAAGCACCUAGGGCCCUCUAAUCUCGCCAGCCGGCCCCGACAAACAAGAUACCAGGCAGUUAAAAUUAAGCCCGGUGAAGUAACCAGCUCAGAUCGCCAGUCUUCCGUCUCCCAGAGCCGCCCAUCCGAACAUCUCAGUGCUGUACCAACGCGACCCCAAUCUCAGGUCCGUUCAGCAGGCAAGAGCGCGAGCGAUGCCGUCCUGGCCGUGCAAACCUAUGGCACAAUGGGGAGAACAACGCAAUCGCCGACCGCAGAGAUGACGGAAGAAAUCAGCUCCCACCGCGGGAGCCCGCGGCAUGACCGCUCUAGGAAUCUGACUACUUCAAAAAACGAAGCAGCAGUAGUAUCUCGUUCCCCCAGCACCCGGUCACACCGCAAUCGACCAAGCAGCGCCAACUCAGGAGCCCAAAAGACCAGAGAACCACACCACCGGCAUGGCCCAGCUCGAAGCGGCAGCAUCACAGAGCAGAUCGUCGAUAGUAACGGAAUUCGCAAGGUUAUUCUCCAAACGAGCAGCGACGCCACGACCGACGAGGACGGCGGGGUGGAGACUUCCCCCAGCGCCGACCAAGCACAGACAACACAGGCUCUCACUUCUUCCAGCGGCAAUGCAACCCCGCCGGCCAAUGGUGGUUCUGGUACUCAUGGUGAGAAGAAAAAACGUCGCCGAAAGCGCAGGUGGGGAGCUGGUUCUAAAUCUACCGACCAAGGCAGUCGCGAUGAAACGCAGCAUCUGCUUGAGUGA